AUGCCUCAUUACCAGAGCCGACGAGAGCGCAUUGAGAUUGAGGCCAUGAAUCGGAUCUCACGAGAGCCGGACUACCAACCCUUCCUGAGGGAGGAGGUAAACGCCGCCAACAAGUUCAGAGCCACGCGGGCCUACCAGACACACAGAGAAGCAUACGACAAGAAGAACAGCACACCCGCUGCCUCUACGUCCAAGCCUGAUGAGACUACGCCAGCUCAGCAUGAAGCGGGUGACGGAAAGAGUCCCCUAGCAUCCAAGACACCGCCCGCCUCUACGUCGAAGCCUGGUGAGACUCCGACAACUGAGCAUAAAGCCGGCGACGGAAAGAACCCCCUAGCACCCAAGACACCGCCCCCCUCUACGCCGAAGGCUAGUAAGACUACGCCAGCUCAGCACGAAGCUGGUGACGGAAAGAACCCCCUAGCACCCAAGACACCGCCCCCCUCUACGCCGAAGGCUAGUAAGACUCCGACAACGGAGCAUAAAGCCGGCAACGGACAGGAACCCCCAGCAGAAUUCGAUGCAAGAAAGUCGCCGAUCACCACCACCGCGAUCAUCACCACCGCAGCGCCCAUGUCAACUGCAGCCAAAAUCUCACCCGCAGCGCCCAUACCAACGGCAGCUAAUACCUCAACCGCAGCGCCUACUCUUACAGCAGCAUUCAACGCCACAGCCAUCCCCAUCACAGCCGCCAUCCCCAUCACAACCGCGACGCCUAUCACGACCGCGACGCCCACUCCUACAGCGCCUAUACCAACCGCAGCUAAUACAUCAACCGCAGCGCCUACUCUUACAGCAGCAUUAGAUGCCACAGCCAUCCCCAUCACAGCUGCCACCUCUAUCACAACCGCCACCCCCAUUACAUCUGCGACGCCCAUCACAUCCGCAAUACAUACUCCUACCGCAGCAUGUACUGCUACUGCCACCCCUAUCACAACCGCCACCCCUAUUACAACCGCGACGUCCAUCGCAACCGCGACGCCCGCUCCCACGGCAGCAUCUACUGCCACUGCCACCCCCAUUGGAACACUCGGCAUACAGGACGACUGGUCUCCUCCUCCGGACAACGGCGACCACGAAGAUUAUGGCGUCGCCAUCCCGUUCAGUCAGAGUAGCGCGCAGCCCCCAGAGCCUAAGUCUCGGAAAAGGGUUAAGCUGACUGUCGACCUGUCGCAGCCACCAAGCAAGUCGGACAUUGAGGCAAUGCAGCUUACCAAGGCAACAGAUUUGGACCGCGCAUCCGCCUACAUUCUGGAACUGACUGCCAGUAUGAAGACGUGUCCACGCGCCGGAAUGCUGCGCGACAUCGUCCUCAUCGCGAUGAAGCUAUACGAAGAGUCCGAUGGGACUAUCCUCUUGAAAUUCAUCCAACUACAGCCAUGGCUAGUGAGCGUCAGCACAAUUAUCGAGGUUUCCAGUUCCAGCGCUUGGCUUUCCGCAACUACCGUUGACUUCCUCGUGGAAAACGGCGGGAGUCGAGACGAGUUUUCUUCUGACCUGGUGUACAUCGCCACAGCUCAACCAAUCUACAUGGCAAGCAUUGGGAUGUCGACUAACACUGAGAGACGCCCGGACAUCGCCGCGGUCAUUCGACAAGCUCUACCACCCGAUUUCGUCAUCCCCGAACUGGACACGGCAAUGUCGUUUGUCUUCGCUUGGAACCCCAACAACGACCAUUGGCUUGUAGUACAGGCGAUGGGAAAACUAGUGGGCAAAGGAACAAUACGCAUCUACGACACAUGUCGCCGACUCCGAACCGCGCGCAAGUACCAGACGGAGCUCAGGCAGUUUCUUGAGCUGGUGGCGCUCACCCACCCAGCCUCCCGGUUUGCAAAGGUCCAGUGGAAGUCGGCGGCGUUUAUUUACAAGGACACUGUCGUCCAACAACACGCGAAUGACUGUGGGGUAUAUACAGCAUGGAACAUGAGGAUGAUACUCGCCAAGGAGCAGCCCGCGAAGUCGGCCUUGGACGCCAAAGGUCUUGCUGUGGCACUACGGUUCCCCUCAACUAGGCGACGUGCUGUAGCACUACAACAGAAGUUCUUAACCGAAGCGCAUAGCAUCAUCACCAGCGGUGGUCUAGCCUACCGCUGCAGACAGGAAGUCCUACAGGUGUACAUCAAGAGUUCAGCAGGCGUCAAGAGCGAUGCAGCAGAGGACAAGGGCAAGCCCUCGGGCGUUAAGAGCGAUGGAAAGGGUGUUGAGGGUAAGAGUGUAGGUAACAGGAGUAAGGCUUCGGGCAUUGAAAGCGAUGGAACGGGCGUUGAGGGUAAGGCUUCGGGUAUCGACAGCGAUGGGACAGACCUUGAUGGUAAGGGUGCGGGUAACACGAGGAAGUCAGCAGGCGACAUCCCCAUCAGCACAGCUGGUAGCAUUCCCGCUGAUGAUCCGCCCAACAUCAACAGCCUCAUCAAUGUCAUGGGCGAGGACGCAACGGAUGAAGGCGAUGACUUGAAUUACGACACGGACAGCAGCGACGGUUUUGCCGAGGAUGCGUUCUCUGCACAGAAAACCGAAGAUCUGGCAUGGUACGACCAUCAUGAUAAGAUAAUCAAGCUCAACUCAGGCAGAAUCACCAAACCUAUGGCUUCGGUAAUGAUUCUCGGAAACAGACAGCAUGGCAUGCCUAAUCUCCGAUUCUGGCGAAGGCUGAGACGGCGCGCCUCUGUGAGAGGAUUCACACGCUGGUCGCAAAUGACCAAUUUCCGAAUUUCACUCCUUGCCAGCGUCAAAUCCGAUGGUACAAUCGUCCAUGGGGAAUUUGCCAAACGUUCUGAGCGCGAUUUGCCCCUUUACUCACGUCUUCCAGCAGACCAAAACCAGCGCCCUCCACUCACCCAAAACCCGCUUCGCACAUUUGUGAAUGGGCAAUCCCGCGACUGUUCUGCGAGUAUCCUGCCGGCGGAUCUUGAGGCAUAUUCUAUUAAAGAUAGCGAUUCUCCCAGCGCCAUCGCUGCCGAGGUGAUUUUCGGGACAGACAUUGACCUUUGCGACCCCACCACCGACAUGACACGAAUCUACGACGUCGUUUUCUCCUGCUUCCGACGGCUCCCAGAGCCAAAGGACAGCAAUCUUGCCGACGCUCCCAUCCUCCAAAACGAUGACCACGGAGUGACAGCACGACUUCGCGCCCUGUACAACACUUGGGAGGCACAAUUCAACAGCCUGGAUACCCCCACGAGGAGAUGGAGUCCGACGGUGCUCUCGUCAUGA
Molecule: messenger RNA, 3213 nt
Organism: Alternaria ventricosa
Lineage: Eukaryota; Fungi; Ascomycota; Dothideomycetes; Pleosporales; Pleosporaceae
Exons: 3
Coding region: 1-3213 (1070 amino acids)
Source: RefSeq, a predicted model, not a curated record